Molecule: messenger RNA, 414 nt
Organism: Eimeria maxima
Lineage: Eukaryota; Apicomplexa; Conoidasida; Eucoccidiorida; Eimeriidae
Product: ribosomal protein S23, putative
Exons: 2
Coding region: 1-414 (137 amino acids)
Biological process (GO): translation
Cellular component (GO): cytosolic small ribosomal subunit; ribosome
Molecular function (GO): structural constituent of ribosome
Source: RefSeq, a predicted model, not a curated record
AUGCGCACAGCGCGCAAGCUGCGCAACAGGCGUCGCGUACAGAAGUGGGCGGAUAAGCAAUACAAGAAGGCACAUCUUGGCACAAGAUGGAAGGCAAACCCUUUUGGUGGAAGUUCUCAUGCUAAGGGAAUUGUUGUAGAAAAGUUGGGUAUUGAAGCUAAACAGCCUAACUCAGCUAUUAGGAAGUGUGUAAGGGUCCAAUUAAUAAAGAAUGCAAAGAAGAUAACUGCCUUCGUACCUCGUGAUGGUUGUCUGAAUUAUAUUGAUGAAAAUGACGAAGUUCUUGUUGCUGGAUUUGGUAGAUCAGGGCAUGCAGUAGGAGAUAUACCUGGUGUUAGAUUCAAGAUUGUUAAAGUUUCUGGUGUAUCUCUUCUUGCUCUAUUCAAGGAAAAGAAGGAAAAACCCAGGUCCUAA